Molecule: messenger RNA, 1755 nt
Organism: Aethina tumida (small hive beetle)
Lineage: Eukaryota; Metazoa; Arthropoda; Insecta; Coleoptera; Nitidulidae
Gene: Hakai
Product: E3 ubiquitin-protein ligase Hakai
Exons: 4
Coding region: 72-1265 (397 amino acids)
Biological process (GO): protein ubiquitination; regulation of cell adhesion
Molecular function (GO): ubiquitin protein ligase activity
Source: RefSeq, a predicted model, not a curated record
ACUGACAUAACCUUAAUUUUUGUUGUUAAUUGAGCGUCCAAGCAAAAUUUGCUAUUAAAACUCGAACUAAAAUGGAUGAACCCCCAAAAAGAGGAAGAGGAAGAGGCCGGGGUGGAAGAGGUCGAGGUCGUGGCAGGGGCAGAGGCCGGGGUCGGGCCAAAAAACAGAUCAAAGUCAUCGAAAGCGACGAAGAAGUUGAACAAACUCAAAUUCCUGAGGCUAUUGAAGAAUCUCAGCAACAAGACGUUGAACCUGACGAAAAUACGGCCCCAAAAAUUGACUUAGAGGCAGACAUUUCACAACUAGAAGCUCCCACUUUUACAACUAUAAAUAGAGGCCCACCAGAACCCAUGUUGAGACUUGACUGGUCCCAUAAAGUGAAUUUAAUUGGUGAAAAAGUUCUCAAUCCAAUGAUACAUUGUUGUGAUAAGUGCUUGAAACCUAUUCUGAUUUAUGGACGAAUGAUCCCAUGUAAACACGUAUUUUGCCUGGCCUGUGGGAAAAAGGAGAACAAGCAGUGUCCGCGUUGCGGCGACAAAGUAACCCGAGUCGAACAAACCGGCCUUGGAACCGUGUUCAUGUGCACUCAUGAGGGCUCCCGCUACGGCACCACCGGUUGCAGACGCACGUACCUUUCACAGAGGGACCUGCAGGCGCACAUCAACCAUCGUCACGUGUCUGCGUCGAUGCCACAACCGAUGGAGGUGGUGGAAACGGAGCGGGCGCCCCCCAGGUCCAAGACCAACGAUCCCAGGGCCGGCAUUGUGUCGGGUAACGUUCGACAAAGGUCGGCACCAAUUCAAACCACCGGCAUGAGGACCAAUCUCAUCACGGUACCAAUACAAGAUUCCUCGCCGUCCGUACACGAACCUACACCCACGACUCACACUUAUUACAGUUAUCCUUCCAGUCAAUAUCAACAAUCAGCUACGGCGGCCGCCUCGCUGGUGGCUGCGGCAGCGGCCAGCACAUACGGUCAGUCCGGCCUGCCACCCAUGCACAUACCGCCGCCUCCACAACAAGCUCCGCCCCAGUACUAUGCAACAGGACCGCCAGCUUACAGCGCCGCACCGCCUCCACCGCCACCGCAGUCGUACAAUCCAAACGCUGUGGCCGCAGCUGCUUACACCACGGGCGCCCCCGCUCCACCUUCACAAUAUGCGACUCCAACCGCUGCGGCAGGAAGGGGCGGUGCUCCACAGUAUGACUACACUGCCGGACCACCACCGCAGUGGACCGCCAAUAAUCAGCCGUACUACAGAUAGGACCUGGCCAACUGGGCACUAUACAUGAUGCACAAAAUAUUUUUGAUGUUUAUUUAAUGUUUUGACACCAGCCACUACUUGCAAUCACCUGAACAUUAAAUUCAUGUUGAGCAUGAAUGAUAAUUAAAUUAAAAAGGUUCCAGUUUGGUUAAAUCUAAAACUAUGUGCAGGAACAGAAAACAGCUCUACUAAUUGGACAAUGUGUGACUAUUAAAUUAUUUAAUAGUUAAAUGGCACACUAUAAUUAAAAGAAAUGACUGGUAUAUAAUAAAUAAAAGUUUUAGUGAUACUCUAAAGGACAUGUACAGUUUUUAUAUAUAUAAAAGGGCGUUUGUAUUUUAAAUUGUUAAAAUACUAUUAAUUGUUAAUUAUCCUUAUAGUUGUAUAAGUUUUAAUUGUAAUAACCACAUACAUCUGUAUAUAGCUAACUAUAUUCAUUAAAAUAUAGUAAGUUUGGCAUAAUAAACUGUAAGUGACCUAAUAAUUUUCA